This is a messenger RNA of Lycium barbarum (goji berry), 1494 nucleotides long. Its product is annotated as protein RESPONSE TO ABA AND SALT 1. Gene Ontology annotation, biological process: DNA-templated transcription. Bases 505 to 1257 code for a protein of 250 amino acids. The transcript has 2 exons. The record is from RefSeq and is a predicted model, not a curated record. Gene Ontology annotation, molecular function: sequence-specific DNA binding. Lineage: Eukaryota; Viridiplantae; Streptophyta; Magnoliopsida; Solanales; Solanaceae.
AAGCUCGCAUAGUUUUUUUUUCUGAAAUGUCGCAUACCAAUUAAUAAUAUGCAACAUCUUACCAAUAUCCUUUUUUUUUUUUUUUUUCUUUCACCUUUCGUGUGGCCCCGUGGUUGUAAACUGAAAUGCUUGUUUAAAACGUACCCAAAAGAUACCAUAAAAAAUGUUUUUACGCGUCCCACCCGUGUUGACCGUUGUGCCCCAGAAGGAAACAAAGUAGUCGCACAUGGAUUAAUACAGUAUUAAAUACUUUCACAGAGAUUUGGUCAUUUCUGAACCAAAAAAACAAAUAAUAAAAGCAAACCGCCAUCUACAAUUAAGCAUGAAGCACCACCUCAAACACCAACUAGAGUGAACUUUUUGACAACAAAACUCUUAACAACUAAGAUAUAAAAAUAAUACUAGUAAACUUAACCGACCAAGAAUACAUCCAGAAAUUAAACUUCUAUAUAACCAUAAUACUUGUCAAGCUUCGCAGUUCAAGGCCACUUCAAAAGUUCAAACAUGGCAUCAACCUCUUCUUCACAAUCCACCUCUUUAGAAACCAAUAAUAUUAGUGUCUACUAUGAGAAUUGGCUCAUUCAACUUCAAAAUUUUCAUGAAAAAUUAAAUGCAAUUUCAGAUUCAUGUGAUGAUUUCGGUGAUGAUGAAGAAGAAGAAAAUAGCAGCAUCAGUGAAUUGGUGACACGAGUUUUGGAUCAUUAUCAAGAUUACUAUCAAGAAAAAUUCAAGUCAACAAAUGGAGAUGUAUUUCUUCUAGUUUCUCCACCAUGGUACACUUCUUUAGAAAGAACAUUUGUUUGGGUGGCUGGUUUUAAACCUUCUAUGCUUUUUCCAACUAUUAAUUCCUCAAUAGGACCAGAAUUGACAGCAGAGCAAGUGGAAAAAUUGAGGAGGCUAAAAGCAGAGACAAAAAGAGAAGAGAAGCUAAUUGAGAAAGGGAUGGCCAAGGUUCAAGAAAGUGUAGCAGCACCGCCAAUAGUUGAGCUGAUGAAAAGAGGGGGGUUGCUAGUCGACGGAGAAGCAUCAAAUUUGGAAACAGUAAUUGAUGGGUUAAAACAGUCAACAAUGUCAGUAAUUGAAGCUGCAGAACAUUUACGAGGAUCAACGGUCAGGAAAGUCCUAGAUAUUCUUCGACAAAAACAGGCCGUUAAAUUAUUGGCAGCGGUUGCACAAUUUCAUCUUCAAGGGAGAAAGUUGGGUUUACAAAUGGAUACUCAGAAUGCUAGAAGAAUUAAUGAAGAUUUUAUCCGUUGAGAUUUCAAAAUCUGGGUUUAUUAUACUUUCUUUAGUUCUAGGGAUUUAUCAGUAGGGGAAUUUUAGUUUUUACUACCACUUAGGAAAAAGUUCGUAAAAUGAGUCAGUUGACUAUACUUUUGAUUUUUGACGAGUACAGGAAGCUGUUCUCGUGGUCAUAAAAAGAAAAAGAAAAAGGGGGACUGUUCUAACGUCAUUUCUUUUUAGUAAAACAAAUCUCUUUCUUUCUUUAUCCAA